AUGGAAGCCAUGGACUGUGGACAGGCAGUGAACGCAGGAGCUGGUUUGGAUCCGGGCAGCUCAGGCCCCUCAUCCCUCACCCACGACCAACAGGCCAUGCUGACUGUGGUGGUAGAAGUAGAGCAAAGUAGAGGAUCAGGCCCUGAGGAGACCUGUCACUCUGUGCUCCUGGAGGGGGACCAGAACAUGUGCCUGUUCCAGCCAGGGACCCUGGAGAAUCAGGAGGCAGAGCAGGAGCUGCUAGCACGAGUCCAGUCCACACUGGGCUCUGUGGGCCGAGGGUACAGUGUGGCCCUGCUGCUUCGGGGUCGGGAAGGAGAGGCACCCCGGCUUGUGCCCCAGCUGCUGCAGAUGCUGUUUGAGGAAGCCCGGCCCCUCAGUAACUCUGAUCCUGUGCUUAGUACCCUUAGCCUGGUGCAGCUCAGCCCCAGUGGGAGGACGCGGGACCUGCUCUCUCCAGGAGCAGAGAACCUGUCGGUGCUGGAUGUAACCCCUCUGGGCUUGGUGGUGGCAGGAGCCAAUGAAGUGGAGGUGCCUGACUCAAGAGCUGCCUCAGACUUGUACUUGCAGGCUGCAGGGGGUGAAGGCAGAGACUGCCCCCUGCUACAGGUAUUGGCACGUGAGGUUGCUGGUGAGGAGUUGGAGGGCUCUCUGCCCUGGAUUGUCUCAUGGCUCCUGGAAGGAAACAGCUACAGUGCCCUGCUUCUUCGUCUGGACCCUCAAGGCAACUCCCUGAGCUUGCUCCAGGCUGCUUUGCUGGGGGUGGCAGAAAGGAGGACGCAGGUGAAACAGGUGAGGCCUACACUGUGGAAUGCAGUAGAAGAGGCCCGGGCCCGACGCAAUGGCCUGAAGAGCCUCCGUUCAGGCCUCCUAGGGGAUACCCUGACGGAUGAUGGACUCAGCCAGCUGGGCAGGGCACUGCGGGAACUAAAGGUGGUAAAAGCCUGGAGCCAGCGCCUAGAAAGCUGGACACUCAAAGAGGUCAAAGCUGAGGCCGUGGGGAUCCCAGAACCACAGUUGCAUUUUCCUUUGGUGGCAGGGAGAACAGCAUCUCUGGGCACUGAGCAUUACCAGAAGCAACGUCUCACGGACUCUGGGGAAGAGGCUCCAGAUGUGGCCCUGCAGUUCUUCCUGGCCCAGGUCCGGAGGCAGAGACUGAGAGAACAGCACCACAUUUGGAUCCAAGAGCAACUGCAACACUUGGAACAGGACAAAGUGACAGAGGACCAGGUCAAAGAUCUGCUUGCUGGGGAGGAGUUGAGGGGCAGGCAGAGACAGCACUGGGAACAGACAGUUCUUAGACUCCAGCUGGAGGCCCUUCAGGUGGAGCGGGACACUGCGGAGCAGGACCUAGUGGCCCUCUAUGACCUGCAUGUGCAGGCUGCCCGAGCACGGACACGCCAUGUGCUGCAGGUGUUCCGAGCCUGGCGAGGGCUGUGGGAAGAGCAGGCCAUGACCAGAGAGCAUCAUCACCGUGGCCUACUGGCAUGCAUUCUGCAAGAGACCAUCGACCUGGCCACACAGAACCAAGAGCUCCAAGCCCAGAAUCAGCAGCUUGGAAGGCUGCAGACUAGGCAGGGGGCAGUGAUGCCAGAUCCGUGUUCAAAGGAUCAGGAACCCUUUGGGGACAGUUUUUCUUCACCUCAUCCUUAA
Talpa occidentalis (Iberian mole) is the source of this 1653-nucleotide messenger RNA. RefSeq lists its product as uncharacterized. Bases 1 to 1653 code for a protein of 550 amino acids. Lineage: Eukaryota; Metazoa; Chordata; Mammalia; Eulipotyphla; Talpidae. The transcript is spliced from 13 exons. The record is from RefSeq and is a predicted model, not a curated record.